Molecule: messenger RNA, 808 nt
Organism: Acanthochromis polyacanthus (spiny chromis)
Lineage: Eukaryota; Metazoa; Chordata; Actinopteri; Pomacentridae
Gene: timm10b
Product: translocase of inner mitochondrial membrane 10 homolog B (yeast)
Exons: 3
Coding region: 308-673 (121 amino acids)
Cellular component (GO): mitochondrial intermembrane space chaperone complex
Source: RefSeq, a predicted model, not a curated record
AAACUUCUACUUGUCCAACCCGGAACUGUUUCUGCGUACGUCACCGAGUGAGCGCUCUUCACCAGCAGAGACGAUCUUCGAUACAAACAUGGCGGCCUACAUGUGAAUGUCAUGCUAUUCUAAUCCAUCACCCGAAUCAGUUCAUUUCGGUUUUGAGACGUCGAUGUCCACAUGCAGAUGAUAUUUUGGGGAAUAGUUCCUUCCUUUCUCUUGGACGGCCAAAAAUUAUAAGGAGCAUAAUUUACUCAAUUCUGUAGCUGACUAGCACUCGUGUUAGCAUAUUAGCUAACCAGCUGACGGAAUCGCGAUGGAUCCUGACCAACAGCUGAGAAAUCUGCGGGAUUUUCUUCUGGUGUACAACCGCAUGACUGAAAUCUGCUUUCAGCGAUGCAGCAGCAACUUCAACUACAGAAACCUCACGAUGGACGAGGAGCGCUGUGUGGACAGCUGUGCAGGGAAGCUGAUUCGUUCUAACCACCGGCUGAUGAGCACCUACGUGCAGCUGAUGCCCCGGAUGGUGCAGCGGCGGAUGGAGGAGAUGGAAAGCAAAGCUGCGGAAAAUGCCAAGGCAGCAGCAGCAUCCGCAGCUGUUGAGACUGCAACCACAGAGGCUUCGCCAGCAUUUCAAACCCCAAUUACCUCAUCUCCACCCCAGAAAUACCUCCACUUUUAAGUCCUUCAGUGACUGAUGUUGGACCAGAGGUUCAUGGCUCAGUUUUAAAGCCUGUAGGAUUAGAUAUUCCAGCUGAGCUGGAUGCUGCUGUAUCUAAAUCAACAACAGCCACAGAUGUGAAAUUAUCUGCUGCCA